Messenger RNA from Paramormyrops kingsleyae, 3706 nucleotides. RefSeq names its product transmembrane protein 51a (gene tmem51a). The record is from RefSeq and is a predicted model, not a curated record. NCBI's taxonomy places the organism in Eukaryota, Metazoa, Chordata, Actinopteri, Osteoglossiformes, Mormyridae.
GCUGAAGAUCAUUGAUAAGGAGUUAAAUUGCACUCUACGUACUCUAAGACCUGGGGGGGACUAGUUAACACUUUAUGGGGAGUGUAAAGGAAGACGCCUAUCUGCUGCGCUGGGCGGAAUUUGGACAAAGCCGACCUUAUUCUGCCUAAAAUAUAGGACAGAGAAAGCUGCGGAAAGCCGAUAUUUUAGCAGGCGGGCGGAGCUCCCCGUCCUUCGUGCGCUGAAACGGCAGCAAGUACUGGCGCAGCAGAAGAUCCCUUUGUUUGUGGAAUGGAACCAGAGAACCGCUAAAUACAGAGAAAGUCAGGCUGCCGUUCUGGCUCGCGGGUCGGACGCGGACCGUCAGAGCCCAGCGGGCACGUCCCAGCGCUGCACAUGUGCUUCAGCGGCCGGCCCUCGCCCAGCCCCUCGCCCAGCACGGGGGGCAGCAGCUCGGGGUCCCAGUAUGCCCUGUGCGCCUUGGGCGUGGGGCUUAUUGCCCUGGGCGUGGUCAUGAUCGCGUGGAGCAUGGUGCCCUCCGAAGCCACGCGUAACAGCAGCCGGCCAGGAGGGGGCGGCCUGGAGGCCAAGGGCCGCACCUCGUCGGUGGCCUUCAUCCUGGCGGGCGGCGGCGUGGGCAUGCUCAUGCUGUCCUUCUGCCUGGGCGUGCGCAACAAGCAGCACCGGCAGCAGUGGGAGGGCCAGACCCCGGAGCCACAGUUCCAGGAUCACAUCAGUGCUGUGGAGCAGGGCAACAGCGCCUCCGUGGCGAGGGAGCUGGCUGCCAGCUAUGACGUGCCGAGCUACGAAGAGGCAGUGGGCAGCGGCCAGUACCCGGUGCGGCAGAGCAACCUGCGUCACAGCGCCUCCCAGCUACCGUCCUAUGACGACCUGGUGGACUCCCGGGAGGACUGGGGCCCCGAGGACAAUUCCACCGACGGUCACGGUCCUUUGCCGGAUUCGGCUCCUACCAGCCAGGUGGGACGGCAGCACAGCCGGACCGGACGCAAGCUCCUCCCCCUCAAGGUGCGCCGGAUCAAGUCUGAAAAGCUGCAUCUGGAACACCCUCCCCUGCAGGCUGGUCCUCUGACCAUCGAACCGCUCACCCCCCCUCCGCAGUAUGAGGAAAAGCUCCCCGAGCUCUGAAGGACUCAAGUGCUCGAUCACCUGGACGGCAUCUCUCAUCAAUGCCAGGCCCCGCCUCUUUUACCAGCAGGGCCCCGCCCCUUCACUACUCCAUCACAGACCCCGCCCCCUUUACCCAGCAGGCCCUGCCCCCUUUACCCAGCAGGCCCCGCCCCCUUUACCCCUGCUUGCAAGCCUCCUCCACCUGCCGCCUUCAUUCUCGGGGCUGUGCUCAGGUGUUGAAUGUGACUGGUUGCCCAUGGCAGGUCGCACCUUUCUGUCACCUCCUCCUGCGAGAAGAUGACUGGACUCCACGGUGUGCCUUUGUGCCGUGGGCUUGCUUCUUACUUCCCCUGUGAAACUCACCCUUUCCCACUGAAGAUGUAGUUGACUGUGUGUAAUGUCCUGGAUGAAGUGUACAUAAUGUUAGAGGAAAUAAAGUGGCAUAUUUAUUCUCAGCCUCAGGGGAUGGUGCAGCUCUGGUCGGCCGUCUAGUUGCUCUAAGAGAGCACCACCACCCCCCCCAUACAAACAAAAGUUUGCAUAUUGAGUGUUUUACUUUGAAGAGUGUAAUGGGAGGGAAAUGCAGCUCUGUGGCUGAAACAGAAGGGAUUCGUUUGAAUCAUUUUACUCGUCGUACAAUAUGAAAUACAUUUAUGGAUGCACUUAAAUGGGUACUUUCAUUUAAGUCUAGAAAUCACUGUAUUCUCGUCCUCAGAGAAAAUAAGGUGUGUGUGUGUGAGCAUGCAUGUGUGUGACAGGGUUAAUAUGCUGAGCAAAGGUUUGUAAAUAUGCUAGUUUUUUCCUUAAGCUUGUAUGGAAAGAGUUUUCCAGAGAAAAUGUCUGAUUAAGAAGGAAACUGUGAUUCAGAGUGGUUACGUGGUUGACGUGAAGAAUGGACUGCGCACUUUGUGUUUGGGGAGGGGUCUUCUUCAUGCUUAAGCUCUUAAUUUCAAAGGAUGAUGGACGGUGAGCCACUGCCUUCCUUCCUGUCCUCGUGAAAAAUGUGCUGGCUUUGGUCUUCACGGUCCCCCUUUGUGUGGGCCAAAGGCCUCCUCCUGCUUCUCAUUAUUUUCCUUCAGGACCACCCCCCCCCCCUUCAGCUGUGUUGUCCGGUGCCGGUUUUUGUCGGCUGCAUGUCCCACGAGGCACUUGUGAUUAUGACUCGCUCGCAGCCAAUCCGCUACUCGCUGCUGCCUGUAGCGACUUCAAACAUUAGUCCUUGUGUUGUAUUCAUGCAACAUUUUCUGUUAAUGACGCCUCCUUUUUAAAGUCUACCUUCUGUAUUUCAGUCGCUAGGCAGGGCGUGACACUAACUUUGUUGCACAAUAUUUGGAGUGACACUUUGGGGAUCUCUUUCAGCCAAGGAGAGAAGCAGAUUUGUUUUACAUUUCCAAAUUAAGUGCCUUGCCAUUCCAGAAUGCCAGAGUAACUGACAAGUAAAUCUUAAUCUGGCAUCCAUACUCUAUAAGGUGCAGUAAUAAAUGCAGUUCCAGCAUAAAUGAGACACUCUCCUUACUGGCCUAUGGGGCCCCCUGGAGGAGCACAGGCUUUCAACGGCCUCCCAGUCUGUAGUGGGGGCUGCUUCAUUUGUCCUGUUAAAAUCAAGCACUCGUCAAAAGGCCAGAUGCUUCAGGAUUUGUUAUCCCUGAGCGAUGUCUAAAAUAGUCGUAAAUCCACCCCCCCCCCCCCAAUCUUCCUCAGUGUCUCCAUGUUCUUGCAUCUGGAGCACCAGAACUUGGACGCCUUACAACUUCAGUACAGCAGUUAAGAGCUGAGGUGCAGUGACAGCCAGUGCAGCCCCUGAAGCAGAAUCCACUGCCCUAAACCGACUGUUUCCUGGGUCAGGGGUUGGAUGUCCGGCUGCUGGAUAAUCUCCUGAUUCCUGUCAUGAUCCCCCAACUCCUAGACUUAUCUGCCCAUGCAUGCAGUUCCUUGAAGGUAAUAUGUGGUCCAGUUAAGAAAUGAAAAUAAAAGUUAAACACAAUCCACUGUUACCUCCGGUGCUUCAAGCUCUACUCUCCCCGGAUGAAUGUGUCUGUUCAAACUCCUCUGUGUGUGUGUGUGUCUGUCUGUCUGUCUGUCUGUCUGUCUGACAUUAAUAGCUGGUGAAACGCCUGUUCUGUAUCACUCCUGACUUGCGUUUUGAAUCGUAGGGAAACUGUACAUAAAGGAAUGAGGUGUUCACUUGUGGCCAGAUUUAAAUAAAAAAGAAACAUUUCAAUUCACCCAUUCCUGACCAGUUGACCUUUUGUAUGCGAGCACCAUGUUGAAUCCUUUGCAGAGAUCUCUGUAAAGAUCAUAAGCACCGUGUUUAUCUAGCUGUGCGAUAAAGGAUGACCUUUCCUUCUCAAGCUUCUGUUUAUAUUACAAGAAGAAACUGUUUCUGUUGAACGUGGCGACAUGAAUUUUGUAAACCGAUGUCCACUUGGAAAUGUUUUUAUGCUACUGUUGAAAACAGGCCCACACUGUGGCUGUGUUUUUUUAGCAUGAGUAUUUUUUUAAAUGAGGUUAUGUAUUAGAAUUGGUUUUUUGUAGCGUAAAUCGCUUUUAUAACUGAUUGUAUUUAUUCCAGCAUUUUUUUUUUGAAAGUGAAAAAUAA